Doryrhamphus excisus (bluestripe pipefish) is the source of this 2897-nucleotide messenger RNA. It is a transcript of the gene tyr, whose product is annotated as tyrosinase. NCBI's taxonomy places the organism in Eukaryota, Metazoa, Chordata, Actinopteri, Syngnathiformes, Syngnathidae. Gene Ontology annotation, biological process: pigmentation; melanin biosynthetic process. Gene Ontology annotation, molecular function: tyrosinase activity. The record is from RefSeq and is a predicted model, not a curated record.
ACAGCUCAAUGAGCUUGAAGCGAACGGGAGACUGUUGGCUGGGUGAAGAGAAAGAGGAGUGGAAGGAGUUUGGAAGGCACACUGGCAGAAUCAAUUCGAAACAAGGUUUUACCGUGAGAACAACCAAGCCUAAUUUCAUCAUCAUGAGGAGUCAGCUUCUAGUUGUGCUUCUUUCGCAGCUUCUUGGGAGUUGCCUCUGCCAAUUCCCUCGCCCUUGCGCCAACUCAGACGGCUUACGGACUAAAGAGUGCUGCCCGGUAUGGGACGGAGACGGCUCAGCCUGCGGUGCUCUGUCGGGCCGUGGUUUCUGCACAGAGGUGGAAGUGUCAGACGAACCCCACGGCCCGCAGUACCCUCACAGCGGGAUCGAUGACAGGGAGCGCUGGCCUUUAGCUUUCUACAACCGCACGUGUCGUUGUGCUGGGAACUACGGCGGUUUUAACUGCGGGGAGUGCAGGUUUGGCUACUGGGGAGCAAACUGCGCCGAGUACAGGGAAUCCGUACGCAGAAAUAUCAUGACCCUGUCAAGUGCAGAGCAGCAGAAGUUCAUUUCCUACCUGAAUCUGGCCAAGAACACCAUCAGCCGUGACUAUGUCAUCGCCACGGCGACCAGAUCAGAAAUGGGUGAAAACGGUGAAAACCCCAUGUUCUCUGACAUCAACGCCUACGAUCUGUUUGUCUGGAUGCACUACUACGUGUCGCGGGACGCCUUCCUCGGAGGGCCGGGGAACGUUUGGACCGACAUCGACUUCGCCCAUGAAUCUGCAGCCUUUCUGCCGUGGCAUCGUGUCUACCUGCUUCACUGGGAGAACGAGAUAAGGAAGCUCACAGGAGAUUUUAACUUCACCAUCCCAUAUUGGGACUGGAGGGACGCGCAAUCCUGUGAGGUGUGCACUGACAGUUUGAUGGGGGGUCGCAGCUCCUUCAGCCCCAACCUCAUCAGCCCUGCCUCGGUCUUCUCAUCGUGGAAGGUCAUCUGCACUCAGCCCGAAGAAUACAACAGUCGGGAGGCAUUGUGCAAUGCUACAGGGGAAGGGCCGCUGUUGCGUAACCCUGGCAACCACGAUAUGAAUCGUGUGCAACGACUCCCGACAUCAGCUGAUGUUGACUUCACUGUGAGCCUCCCACAAUACGAGACGGGAUCCAUGGACAGAUUUGCCAACAUGAGCUUCAGGAACGUCCUUGAGGGUUUUGCCAGUCCUGAGACCGGCAUAGCAGUUCAAGGCCAAAGCACGAUGCACAAUGCCCUGCAUGUCUUCAUGAAUGGCUCCAUGUCGUCUGUGCAAGGUUCCGCCAAUGACCCCAUAUUUCUCCUGCACCAUGCUUUUAUAGACAGCAUCUAUGAGCGCUGGCUCAGGACCCACCAGCCUACACGGACCUUCUAUCCGCUCCGCAACGCCCCCAUCGGGCACAAUGAUGGUUACUACAUGGUGCCAUUCAUGCCUCUUUACAGGAAUGGAGACUAUUUUCUCUCCAAUAAGGCAAUGGGAUAUGAAUACGCCUAUCUGUUGGACCCAGGCCAGAGAUUUGUGGAAGAGGUUCUUAACCCUUACCUCCAGCAGGCCCAGCAGAUCUGGCAGUGGUUGCUCGGAGCGGGCAUCCUGGGGGCGCUCAUCACGGUGGUCAUUGCAGCGGUGGUCAUUGCCGCAAGAAAAAAGUGGAGACGGAGCCAGAGGAGGAAGAGAGCGUCCAUUUUUGGAGAGCGGCAGCCACUUCUUCAGAGCAGCUCCGAGGAAGGCUCGGCAUCCUAUCAGACGACUCUGUAACACACACAGGGCUACACAAACGCAUGAAUGUGAGGAACAAUGGGAUAUUUUCCUGGAUCAAAUCAAAUCUAGCAUCAGUUCACAUCAUUACAGACAUAAUAAUAAUCCACCACAGUGGAAGUGAAAUACUCCUAGAUUGUAAAGUAAACUCCAUCUUUGUAGUACUUUGUGUAUACCAAAGAUUUACCCAUGGUAAAAUGUGUCAUAAUGAAUCUGCUGUAAAGAGUAUAUCAAGAAUACCUUUCACAUAGGAUGCUGUGUAUUUGACAAGUUGGGUGCACUAAAAUUCAUGAUUUGAAAGAAUUUCAUCAGCGCAGGGAAUUCAGGAAAAUGUGCCUCAUGUUUUAAGAGUUCACAAAAUGCACAACAAACAUGUUACUGUACGACACAUACAUAUCUACACUGCCAAAUGUCUUUCAUAAAGCUCCAUAGACUUCCUGAUAAGGUUACAUAAGUGAGAUAGAUUACCUUGGAUGAUGAAUACAGACACUCAUUCAUCAUGCAAUGUAUAAUUAAUAAUAUAAUUUAUUAUACUGACCGAAGCUCCAACACUUGGUGGUAGCACUGGUGCUAAAGGAUCAUAGUGAUGCAUGUGAUCUUUCACUAACUCAUGUGCCUGAGUUGCUGCAUUAAAAUCUGAUCCAAUCCAACUUAUGUUGCCUGUGGUACUUCAGUUUGUAAAGAAGUAUGAACUAUGCACAUACCAUAAUUGCAUUCAACAAAAAUAGCAACUCAACACUUUGUUUGCCCAUAUAUGACCAUCACUGCAGGCCACAUCUGGGCCUCGAGUUUGACCAACCUGGACACCCCCAAUACAGUAAAACUGCACAUUUUAAAGUGGCCUUACAUUGUUGCCCGUGCUCACUAACGCAGACUUAGACAGCAUUGUAACAAUACUGUAUUUGACAGAAACAGACCUUUUGGACAAAUAAAAAAUAUUUUUGAAGUUAGAUCUUUGAACUCAGCUCAUGAAAGUCGAGUGCAAAAACAACUGUCAAAUUUGUAUUUUUUUCAUAAUUGUAUAUAGGAUUUUUUGUUUCAAGAGAUGAGGCUAUUGCCACCAAAAUGAAAUUCAGUGCUCUCUUUUCAGAAGACUGUAAAUCAACUGAUACAAAACACAGUUCAACAAAA